Messenger RNA from Saccharomyces kudriavzevii IFO 1802, 645 nucleotides. RefSeq names its product Ypt35p (gene YPT35). The coding region runs from base 1 to 645 and encodes 214 amino acids. The record is from RefSeq and is a predicted model, not a curated record. Lineage: Eukaryota; Fungi; Ascomycota; Saccharomycetes; Saccharomycetales; Saccharomycetaceae. The transcript has a single exon. Gene Ontology annotation, molecular function: phosphatidylinositol-3-phosphate binding.
AUGAAUGACAAGAUAUCCAUUUUGCCUCCUGAACCCAUCCAACUACUUGACGAAGACACUACAGAGCCGGAAUUCGAAGUUGACUCACAACAAGAGAAUGAAGAGCCUACCAGCACGUCAAAUAGCAACGGUAGCAAUAGCAACGGGAGCGAUUGGGGCACCUCAAUUAUCAGAACAAGACCUAGACGGGGCAGCUCUAUCAAUGCAAACUUCAGUUUUCAAAAGGCCCACGUCAGUGAUUGCACUAUAAUCAAUGGAGACCACGGAACGAAGUUUGCUGUUUGGAGGAUUACCGUUUUUCUUGAACCCAACUUGACAGUUUUCUCUGCCCAAAAAGAAAGCUAUAAAAUCCAAACCUAUAGACGAUACUCAGACUUCGUCAAACUACGGGAAAAUUUACUAACGAGAAUACAGACAGCUAAGCCCGAAAAACUGCACUUUCUACAGAUUCCCCACCUGCCUCCCUCUGUUCAGUGGUACAGCACUUGGAAGUACCAACAAGUAAACCUAAACAAAGAUUGGCUAGCCAAAAGACAAAGAGGGCUCGAAUACUUUCUCAACCACGUCAUUCUCAACAGCGGGCUGGUAGAGAUUGCCAAGGAUAUACUCAUCCAGUUCCUAGAGCCCUCGAAAAUACUUGCAUAA